GAUCCUGAAAACACAUAAAAAUAAAAGAAUUAAAGAAAACGGAAAAGAAGGGGGAAAUUCAGAGGGAGGAGGGAGAGAGGCAGAGGAUCGCCAAGCUGAGUGAGAAAUGGAGAGGAUACAGGUGGCUGUCCGUGCUCGACCUCUCUCGGAAGAGGAUGCCAAGACCAGCCCUUGGAGAAUUUCUGCUAACUCCAUUUUCAUCUCAAACCACUCCUCCAAAUUCGAUUUCGAUCGCAUUUUCGGAGAAGACUGCAAGACUAUCGAGGUCUAUCAGGCUCGCACUAAGGAAAUAGUCGCUGCAGCAGUUUGUGGUUUCAAUGGCACUGUGUUUGCUUAUGGCCAAACAAACAGUGGGAAAACCUAUACAAUGCGAGGCUCCGCUACGGAGCCAGGGAUCAUUCCUCUUUCUGUGCAUGAUUUGUUCAAAACCAUUCAACAGGAUGUGGACCGAGAGUUUCUUCUGCGAAUGUCCUAUAUGGAGAUCUAUAAUGAGGAAAUAAAUGAUUUGUUGGCUCCCGAGCACCGAAAACUGCAGAUUCACGAAAGUCUUGAGCGGGGAAUAUAUGUUGCUGGUUUACGAGAAGAAAUUGUUGCCUCUCCAGAGCAAGUACUUGAUCUCAUGGAGUUUGGAGAGUCCCAUCGGCAUAUUGGAGAGACAAAUAUGAAUCUGUACAGUAGUCGGUCCCACACUAUCUUCCGCAUGAUAAUAGAAAGUCGGAACAAAAGUGAAGAUGAAGAUAUGGCCAGUUCUUGUGAUGCCGUCCGUGUAUCAGUUUUGAACUUAGUGGACCUUGCUGGUUCAGAACGAGCAGCAAAAACUGGAGCAGAAGGUGUUCGGCUCAAAGAGGGUUCCCACAUUAAUAAGAGUCUGAUGACACUAGGGACUGUGAUAAAAAAGUUGAGUGAAGGUGCUGAGAGUCAAGGAGGUCAUGUUCCAUAUCGAGAUAGCAAACUUACACGCAUUUUGCAACCUGCCUUGGGUGGAAAUUCAAAUACAGCUAUAAUAUGUAAUAUAACGCUUGCACAGGUCCAUGCUGACGAGACUAAAAGCAGUCUACAAUUUGCAAGCAGAGCUUUACGCGUUACAAACUGUGCUCGUGUGAAUGAGAUUUUAACAGAUGCUGCUUUGUUAAAGCGUCAAAAGAAAGAAAUUGAGGAACUCCGAGCCAAACUCCAGGGUUCUCAUUCAGAGCAUUUAGAAGAGGAAAUCCUCAAUCUGCGGAAUACACUGCUACAGACUGAAUUGGAGAGAGAGCGCAUAGCUUUGGAAUUGGAGGAAGAAAAGAAAGCACAAGCUGAAUGGGAGAAGAGGGUGCAAGAGCAAGCUAAGCAAAUUGAAAACUUGAGCACGAUGGUCUUGUAUUCAACGAGGGAUGAGAAUCGUGAUCGUAGUAAAAAGGAUAAAAGACGGGAUACGUGGUGCCCGGGAAAUCUUUCCCGAGAGGUUCUUGGAGAGGCAUCUUAUACUAUCCAAUCGAAGGCUUCUGGUGUAAAACCUAGGAGAGGAUUGCAUAAUAUUGGACCGCUUCUUCCUUUUGAAGAAUUGGAGAAUGAAUUUGAAGCUUCUUUGGAUGAUUCACGCAAACAAGAUGAUGAAGAUAAAAUAAAUGCAUUAGAAGGUUGCUCUCUUCCUGGACCAUGUGCUCUAUUACAUGUAACAAAUAGGAGAAAAGCACCACUCAGGAAGAAAAGCUUACCCAUGGAGGGCAAUGAAUUAAUAGAAAUGCAAGCAGACUAUGAAGAUUUGCUUUUGAAAUUCGAAACUCAGAGAACUGUGAACGAGAUUCAAAUUGAUUGCCUAAUUAGGAAGCUUGGUGAGGCCGAUUUGCUUUGGGGUGAGAAUUCUAAGAACUAUUCCAUGCAUCAUGUCAAUCAAUGUACCAUUAAUGGGGACAAAAAUGUUAGUUUAAGGGAGUCGGAAGCUAUUCUUGUGAUCAAGCGGCUUCAAGAGCAGAUUAAGAUGUUGGAAAUGGAGAAGUCUUCAAGCCAGCAUAAUCUUGAUAGUGUUGUUGAGCUGGCAACAGAGCAGCACAUAUGUGCCAGGGAGAAGUUUAAAGAGCUCUAUGAGGAGCUUCAGUUUGAACGGGAGGAGGCCAGGAUGGCCCGUGAGCAACUGAAUUCCAAUAUAUCUGAGAGCGCUGGCGUAUGUAUCUCCUGCUUCUCAGAUGGGAAUUCCGAAUUUUCUGUCAAGCUUUCACUGGAACUCCAAGAACUAUUGUUGGAAGUUCGAAACUUGAAAGAAGUUGAUAAGAGUGUCUUGUCUCUUGUGGAUGAGGACUCUAAAAGUUUUUCUGCACUAUUUGAUGCGUUCCUUGAUUUCAGGAAUCAGAUCAACCAGAGUUCUGUGCAACAAAAUGCAAUAAUCAGCAACCAAGAGAAGUUAACUUGUCACAUGAGAAAGAGAGUUUCUGAACUUGAGGAUGAGAAGCUUCUUUUGUACAAUCAAACUGUUGAUAUCCAGAAACAGCUGCAAAAUCAAGGACUAGAUGCUCAAAAUACUGAAUUAUCCUUAAAAGAACUUUUGGAACAGCAGGAUUUGGAAAAGGAACAUUUUCUUUUUCAAAUUCAAGCUCUUGAAAAAGAACUAUCGAGUUUAUCAUCUAGUUCCAUGGCCAAAGAUAAGGAAAAUUUGAGAAAAGAUCUUGAGAAAACAAAAGCAAGGCUGAAAGAGACUGAGUUCAAGCUUAAAAAUGCUGUCCAGGAGAAAACCAAACUAGAAGGUGAGAAAGCAUCUGCUGAACGAGAGAUCAAACGAUUGCUUGGUCAAAACUCUCUUCUUGAGCGUGAUAUUAGCAAACGUGACUCAGUUGCGGGUAGAAGGCGUGAUUCAGUUAUUGAUCCUAAAAGGGCCAAGGGUUCGAGUGUUUUUUUUGAACAAACAAUGCAGGAAGGAAACAAAAAACUAGAAGUUCUUGCAUUUGAAUAUGAGACAGCUAUUGCUUCAUUGGAAGAAGAGUUGGCCACUGCAUACAGGGAAAAAGAAGAGGCUAUAUUGAGAAAUGAGUGUAUGGCCUCAGAAAUAGAAGCCCUGUCCGAGCAGAUGAAAAUAUCAAGCAAGGAUCUGAAUGUGUCGAAGGAAGAGGUUUCAGCUCUUAGACAAUAUGUGGAAGAUUAUAAAUCCAACCAGCAGAAGAUGGAAAACUCUAUUAGAAAGUUGGUAGAAGAAAAGGAAGAGCUGGCAAUGCAACUAUCUGAUUCCCUUUUGGAAAUGGAGGAGGAAAGGGCAAUAUGGUCCACUAAAGAGAGAGUUUCCGUCAGAGCCAUAGAAGAGCAAGGAAAGCUAUAUGAUGUGGAGAUUAUGAAGUUAUCAAGAGGAAUGACAGAGGUGAGGAAUGAACUGGAAUCCUGUCAAGAAGAAUGUAGGGUUCUCAGGGAAAGAUUAACUUCUUCUGAGAAGAAUGUAGUUCGGGAAAAGCAAUGCAGCAUGGAAAAGUCUUUCGAGAUUGAUGAGUUGAAAUUUGUCAAAAAAGUGGAUAAUGUUGAGAGUGAACAAUCUCAAGAAAUAUUGCAGUCAAAUUCAGAGAUGCUCUCUUUAGAGCAUAAUGCUUACGGGGACGUGCAAAUGCUUAAGAGGGAGCUUAGCUUUCUCUACAAAGAACGAGAAGAUUUGUUGAUCCAAAUUAGAGAGUUAGAUUCAAGAUCGGAACUUUCUACUGACCUCCAGAAUCUUAGUGACCAACUUCUUCUUAUGACGAAGGAAAGGGAUAAACUGAUAUCUCAGAUUGAGGAGCAGCAGAGACAGGUCAUUGAAAUGGAAUUUCGCAAGAAGCAUUGCAAUGACAUGUUAUCUGAGGCAAAAGCCCAAGUGGAGGAACUGAAUACGAGAAUUUCCAGCAUGGAAGUUAAGAUGCACAAGGAUGAAGUCGACAACAGCAAGGAGAAGGCAAAGCUUAGAAUGAGACUCAGAGGGACGCAAGCAAAGUUAGAUGCCUUCCGUAGCAGAUACAGGGAAACAAUGGAGGAGUCGGAUCUCAUGAACAAGAGAUAUGAGGAGGCAGCAGGAAAACUUAAGGACCGGUUGGCUUCAAAAGGAAUCGAGGUCCUCAACCUCAAGAAGCAGCUUGCUGCUGCCAUUGGGCAAGGAAUGGAAAUUAGAUGAACUCCACGAUUCCAUAUUAUUUAUGCAAAAGUGGUAGGGGAGCUCAAGACUCAGGAAGUAUCUAUUGUUCAUUUGUUAACGUAUUUUUUUGGUUCUGAAAUAGAUGUCUUGGAAGAGAAUGCAAUAUGUAACGUCGUAAUUAUUAGGCUUUAUAAGGGGUUAUCUAACGUUUUCCAUGCAAGUAUGUAAUUUCUUGUCUAGUUUAUUGGUACAGAAAAAGGCACCGGUUAGAAUAAUACUAUUAUGCUGUCUCAUUUUGU
This is a messenger RNA of Juglans regia (Persian walnut), 4359 nucleotides long. Its product is annotated as kinesin-like protein KIN-7O. Gene Ontology annotation, molecular function: ATP binding; microtubule motor activity; microtubule binding. Bases 107 to 4099 code for a protein of 1330 amino acids. The record is from RefSeq and is a predicted model, not a curated record. Gene Ontology annotation, biological process: microtubule-based movement. NCBI's taxonomy places the organism in Eukaryota, Viridiplantae, Streptophyta, Magnoliopsida, Fagales, Juglandaceae. The transcript has 33 exons.